Stegastes partitus (bicolor damselfish) is the source of this 1755-nucleotide messenger RNA. Its product is annotated as sodium- and chloride-dependent betaine transporter-like. Gene Ontology annotation, molecular function: gamma-aminobutyric acid:sodium:chloride symporter activity. Gene Ontology annotation, biological process: sodium ion transmembrane transport; amino acid transport; nitrogen compound transport. The transcript is spliced from 15 exons. Gene Ontology annotation, cellular component: cell projection; plasma membrane. NCBI's taxonomy places the organism in Eukaryota, Metazoa, Chordata, Actinopteri, Pomacentridae. The coding region runs from base 1 to 1755 and encodes 584 amino acids. The record is from RefSeq and is a predicted model, not a curated record.
AUGAAUCCCAUUGAGAAACAAGUGGAGGGAAGAGGGCACUGGGGGAACAAAGCCGAAUUCAUCCUCACUGUGAUGGGCGCGAUCAUCGGUCCGGGGAACGUGUGGAGGUUCCCCUAUCUGUGCUACAGGAACGGUGGAGGAGUUUUCUUCAUCCCGUACAUCUUGUUCAUAUUCACAUGUGGAAUCCCCUUGUUCUUCCUUGAGACCUCCUUAGGACAGUACACCAGCCAGGGGGGCAUCACUUGUUGGAGAAAUAUCUGUCCGCUUUUCCAAGGCAUGGGCUAUGCGAGCACCUUAAUCAUCACAUUCAGUGCAACGUCUUAUAUCGUCAUCCUGGCCUGGGCGUUCUUUUACCUGUUCUCCUCCUUCAGUGCAGAGUUGCCUUGGGCCACAUGUGGAAACUACUGGAACACAGAUAAGUGCCUGGACGUCAACAAUCAGAACCUGAGCGAGGCAUUCAGGCUGAACAGCACUCUUCCAGUUAUGGAGUUCUGGCAGCGUCGGGUUUUAAACAUCUCUAGCGGCAUCGAGGAGGUGGGCAGCCUGAGAUGGGAACUGGCGCUGUGUCUCAUCCUGAGCUGGGUCAUCUGCUACUUUUGCGUUUGGAAGGGCAUCAAGUCCACAGGAAAGGCAGCCUACUUCACAGCCACCUUCCCCUAUGUUAUGCUGUUUGUUUUGCUCAUACGUGGCGUUACCCUACCGGGGGCAAAAGAUGGGAUUAUUUACUACCUUUACCCUGAUAUCUCUCGCCUCACAGAUGCCCAGGUGUGGAUGGAUGCAGGCACUCAGAUCUUCUUCUCUUAUGCUGUCGGCCUUGGUUUCCUCACCUCCCUUGGGAGCUACAACACUUACAACAACAAUUGUUACAGGGACUGCUUCUACCUGUGUCUGCUGAACAGUGCCACUAGUGUUGUGGCAGGCUUUGCCAUUUUCUCCAUUUUGGGUUACAUGACAUACGAACAAGGAGUGGACAUUUCUGAAGUGGCAGAAUCAGGCCCAGGAUUGGCCUUCGUUGUCUACCCACGAGCUGUAGCCAUGAUGCCUAUGCCUCAGGUGUGGGCUGUGUGUUUCUUCCUCAUGAUCAUUCUGCUUGGACUGGACAGCGAGUUUGUUGGUCUGGAGUGUCUGAUGACAUCACUGGCUGAUCUGUUCCCUACCUUCCUGCGUCAAGGCUACAGACGUGAACUGCUUCUGCUGGCUAUCUGCUCUACCUGCUGUCUGAUGGGACUUUCCCUGGUCACUGAGGGGGGAAUGUACCUGCUCCAGCUUUUAGACCAUCAUGUCUGCAGCGGCACCACCUUGCUCCUCCUCUCCUUGUGCCAGUCUGUCAGCAUUGCCUGGGUCUACGGUGCUGACCGUUUUUAUGGCAACAUCUCAGACAUGAUCGGCUAUCGGCCAAACCCAUUCAUGAAGUACUGCUGGUGCUACAUCACUCCCCUCAUCUGCUUUGGCACGUUCAUCUUCUCCAUUAUGAAAUAUUCGCCACUGAAGUUCAGUAACAAUUACGUUUAUCCACUCUGGGCCAACAUCUUGGGCUGGUUCAUUGCCACGGUCUCCCUCUCCCUCAUCCCGCUGUUUGUGAUACAUAAAUUAAUCCAAGGAAAAGGCACUCUCAAACAGCGUUUCCUAGUGCUCUGUACACCUAUCAAUGACCUGCCGCUGGAUCAGCAAUGUCCUACUGCACUGGGAACCAAUGGCUCCUUGGGCUACACAGAUCUGAAACCUUUAUCCCACAAUGGGAAACUCAUUCAGUGA